Suillus subaureus is the source of this 201-nucleotide messenger RNA. RefSeq lists its product as uncharacterized. The annotation marks the transcript as partial. The transcript has a single exon. The record is from RefSeq and is a predicted model, not a curated record. Lineage: Eukaryota; Fungi; Basidiomycota; Agaricomycetes; Boletales; Suillaceae.
UAUGAUUGUUGGAGUGAAGAGUUGAAGUUAGUACAGCAUGAAAUGUAUUGGACAGUACAGUGGUUUCAGAACCAGGAGUUGGAGUGGAGAGCAAGGGCAGAUGAAAGUAUUAAGAAUGGGCAUAGGGCAUAUGCUGAAAAGCAGGCUUCCAUGUGGGCUGAGUUUGCAGCUGAGGGCAUAAAGAGUUUUCAGGGAAAAUAG